This is a messenger RNA of Thlaspi arvense, 3193 nucleotides long. NCBI's taxonomy places the organism in Eukaryota, Viridiplantae, Streptophyta, Magnoliopsida, Brassicales, Brassicaceae. The record is from the annotation of a GenBank genome assembly.
AGAUAUGCAACUGACAUAUUUGUCUUUCUUGUCCUUCCUUUCAGAGAAUUGUGAUACAAACAUUACCUUGCACAAUUUCAAUACAAUGUCUUUGAGAUCAUUCAGAGCUUCGGAUGGGCAGCCCGUAAGGGCAGUUCCCAUGGCGGUGACCUUUGCAAGGAGGACUUCUUCUGGUAGAUAUGUCAACUAUUCGAGAGAAUCCAACGAUUUAGAUAGUGAAAUUGGAAGUACUGAGUUCAUGAACUACACGGUUCAAAUACCACCGACACCGGAUAAUCAACCCAUGGACCCAUCAAUUUCUCAAAGGGUUGAAGAGCAAUAUGUAUCCAAUUCACUUUUUACAGGUGGCUUUAACAGCGUUACCCGUGCCCAUUUGAUGGAUAAGGUGAUUGAGUCCGAGGCAAGCCAUCCCCAAAUGGCUGGGGCAAAAGGGUCUUGUUGUGCAAUCCCAGGCUGUGAUGGGAAGGUGAUGAGUGAUGAGAGAGGGGAAGAUAUUCUUCCUUGUGAAUGUGAUUUUAAGAUUUGUAGGGAUUGCUAUGUUGACGCUGUGCGGACUGGAGAUGGUAUUUGCCCAGGUUGUAAAGAGCCUUACAAGGCCACUGAUUUAGAUGAGAAGGCUGUGGAUAAUAAUGGGCCGCUCCCUCUGCCGCCCAAUACAGGAAUGUCUAAAAUGGAGAGGAGAUUGUCAUUGAUGAAGUCUACUAAGUCUGUUCUUAUGAGGAGCCAAACGGGAGAUUUUGAUCAUAAUAGGUGGUUGUUUGAGACCAAGGGGACUUAUGGCUAUGGAAAUGCAAUUUGGCCAAAGGAGGGGGACUUUGGGAAUGAGAAAAGUGAUGGGGCUGGUGGAGAGCCUUCAGAACUUCUUAACAAGCCUUGGAGACCCCUGACUCGCAAACUGAAGAUUCCUGCUGCAGUUAUAAGCCCAUAUCGGCUCCUUAUCUUUGUGCGAAUAGUUGUUCUUGCACUAUUUCUUGUAUGGAGGAUCCGCAACCCCAACAAUGAUGCACGCUGGCUGUGGUUAAUGUCUGUGCUUCCCAAGUUCUGUCCUGUCAAUCGUGCCACUGAUCUUAACAUUCUAAAGGAGAAGUUUGAAACUCCUGCGGCCCACAACCCCACUGGCAAGUCUGAUCUUCCAGGAAUAGACAUCUUUGUUUCUACUGCCGAUCCAGAGAAAGAGCCUCCUCUUGUCACCGCCAACACCAUUUUAUCCAUCCUAGCAGCUGAUUAUCCUGUAGAAAAGCUUUCUUGUUAUGUUUCUGAUGAUGGAGGCGCUCUUCUGACGUUUGAAGCCAUGGCUGAAGCUGCAAGUUUUGCAAAUUUAUGGGUCCCAUUUUGUCGGAAACAUGAUAUUGAGCCAAGGAACCCUGAAACUUAUUUCAAUUUGAAGAGAGACCCAUACAAGAACAAGGUACGUCCAGACUUUGUCAAGGAUCGUAGACGGGUGAAGCGGGAGUAUGAUGAGUUUAAGGUUCGAAUUAAUGGCCUUCCUGAUUCAAUUCGGCGUCGUUCUGAUGCCUAUAAUGCUCGUGAGGAGAUUAAGGCUAUGAAGCUUCAGCGAGAAAAUGGGAAUGAUGAACCACCAGAACCCAUUAAGAUCCCUAAGGCUACUUGGAUGGCUGAUGGAACACAUUGGCCUGGCACUUGGGUAGUUUCUGCUCUUGAGCACUCCAGGGGUGACCAUGCAGGAAUAAUUCAGCCUGGGCAUUGUAUGGGUGAUGUGAAGCCUCCAAGUGAUGAACCACUAUGUGGCAUGUCUGAUUCCAGUCAAAUUGAUCUGACUGAAGUUGAUAUUCGGCUCCCAUUAUUGGUUUAUGUUUCUCGUGAGAAGCGUCCUGGGUAUGAUCACAACAAGAAGGCUGGUGCUAUGAAUGCUUUGGUUCGUGCCUCGGCAAUCAUGUCCAAUGGGCCCUUUAUUUUGAACCUUGACUGUGAUCACUACAUCUACAAUUCCCAGGCAUUAAGAGAAGGCAUGUGCUUUAUGAUGGACAGAGGCGGUGAUCGCAUCUGCUAUGUUCAGUUCCCCCAGAGGUUUGAAGGAAUUGAUCCAUCUGAUCGUUAUCCAAUCACAACACUGUCUUCUUCGAUGUCAACAUGCGGGCUCUUGAUGGGCUUCAGGGGCCAGUUUAUGUUGGAACAGGAUGUCUCUUCCGAAGGAUUGCUUUGUACGGUUUUAACCCUCCCCGGUCAAAAGAGUAUCACUCAGGUUGCUGCAGCUGUUGCUUUGCUCGCCGUAAAAGAAUGUCUUCAUGCUUCUACUGUCGCUGAAGCCAUCAGUGUCAUCUCAUGCUGGUAUGAGGACAAGACUGAAUGGGGCUCCCGUGUUGGGUGGAUUUAUGGGUCAGUCACUGAAGACGUUGUCACAGGGUAUAGGAUGCACAAUAGGGGAUGGAAAUCGGUUUAUUGUGUCACUAAAAGGGAUGCUUUUCGUGGGACAGCUCCAAUCAAUCUCACUGAUCGGCUUCACCAAGUUCUCCGGUGGGCUACCGGUUCGGUUGAGAUUUUCUUUUCCCGCAACAAUGCUCUUCUGGCCAGCUCCAAAAUGAAGUUCUUGCAGAGGAUUGCAUACCUCAAUGUGGGUAUCUACCCCUUCACCUCCUUAUUCCUCAUUGUCUAUUGCUUCCUCCCAGCACUUUCCUUAUUCUCUGGCCAGUUCAUUGUGCAAUCACUAAAUGUAGCCUUCCUCACUUACCUCUUGGUAAUCACCUUGACCCUUUGCAUGCUGGCCGUGCUUGAGAUCAAAUGGUCUGGAAUUGCUUUGGAAGAAUGGUGGAGAAACGAGCAAUUCUGGCUAAUUGGAGGGACGAGUGCUCAUCUAGCCGCUGUGCUUCAGGGUUAUUGCCGGAUAGAAAUUUCUUUUACUUUGACUUCUAAAUCUGCCGGUGAUGAUCCUGAUGAUGACUUUGCGGACCUCUACAUUAUCAAGUGGACGGCCCUGAUGAUUCCACCAAUCACGAUCAUGAUAACCAACUUGAUUGCAAUAGCCGUUGGGGUUAGCCGGACAAUAUAUGAGACAAUACCACAGUGGAGCCGUUUGCUGGGAGGGUGUUCUUCAGCUUUUGGGUCUUGGCUCAUCUCUACCCAUUCGCAAAAGGACUCAUGGGAAGAAGGGGGAGGACUCCAACUAUUGUGUUUGUCUGGUCGGGACUUAUUGCCAUCACAAUUUCACUUUUAUGGGUCGCCAUUGAUCCCCAUC